Molecule: messenger RNA, 5653 nt
Organism: Physella acuta
Lineage: Eukaryota; Metazoa; Mollusca; Gastropoda; Physidae
Biological process (GO): DNA repair; telomere maintenance
Molecular function (GO): DNA helicase activity
Source: RefSeq, a predicted model, not a curated record
CGAGUGUGCAUACUGUUUAAAAUAAUUUAGCAACCGUGCAUUUUCUUGAAAGCAUUGAACCUCUUUACCCCAGUAGUAUUUUUUAUGAGGAAUGAACACAUUAAAAUGAGCAAAAAAGGUAAUGAAACAUGUACUCAGCGUAAAAGAAGGUUGGAGAAACAAAGAAAAAAACACCAAGAACGGGUUUCAAAAGAGAACAAAGAAGAAAAAGAUAAACGACUUGUGAAGCGAAGGAAACGGUUCGUAGAAGAAGGCUUCGAAGAACGUGAAUUGCGGUUGAUAAGGGAUCGUGACCAACAUGUAGAAAGGAGGGAAAAAGAAACAAUGGAGGAACGGAAAUUGCGGUUGAUAAGGGAGCAUAACCAACAUGUAGAAAGGAGGGAAAAAGAAACGAUGGAAGAACGUGAAUUGCGGUUGAUAAGGGAUCGUGACCAACAUGUAGAAAGGAGGGAAAAAGAAACGAUGGAAGAACGUGAAUUGCGGUUGAUAAGGGAUCGUGACCAACAUGUAGAAAGGAGGGAAAAAGAAACAAUGGAAGAACGUGAAUUGCGGUUGAUAAGGGAUCGUGACCAACAUGUAGAAAGGAAGGAAAAAGAAACAAUGGAGGAACGUGAAUUGCGGUUGAUAAGGGAGCAUAACCAACACGUAGAAAGGAGGGAAAAAGAAACAAUGGAGGAACGUGAAUCUCGCUUGAUAAGAGAUCGUUCUUUACAUUCACAGAAAUUAAAAGCGUCUAACUCUGAACUGACAGCCUUUUAUCACGCAAUCAACUCUGUAAGUAAUCAAAGUUGUGAAGUGUGCACAAAACUAUGCUACCCGAGUCAAAUUCACACAUCUCAGUGUAGUCAAGCUGCAUUGUCGUACCUUCCAGUUGAGUUGUUAGCGAAGCAGGUAUUGAGGAUGUGUUACCGUUGCCACGCCCAUGUUACUAGUAAAAAAAUAGUUGGACCUUCUAAAGCCUAUUGGAAUAAUUUGGAUCCAGGUAAAAUCCCACACCCUUUUGAAAAGUUAACUCAGUCUGAACAAAGGUUGCUCGCAAGAGUCAUACCAUUUGUUAAAAUAAUAAAAUACAAUGGAAUAUUCGGACAGUAUGGUUUUAAUGGACAGGCAGUGCUAUUUGCCCAAGAUAUAUUCGAGGUGACUGAAAAACUACCGAAGAUGCUUCCGAGGUCGAUGGACAAAAUGGGACUCGUGGUGGUGACGGAAAGUCUCGAAAAUUUAAACAUUACUCGUGAGUUCUCCAUCUCUCGCAGCAGGGUUUUUGACGCACUUGACUGGUUAGUUGCUAAUAAUCCACCGUACAAAGACGUCAUCAUAGAUCAGGAUGCAGAACUUAAUGAGCAGCAUCUGAUUCGUGUCAAAGAAGAUCAAGGACAGAACCAGAUGCCGCUAAUGGAGAACACAGAAAUUGUAAGUUUUUACAUGCCUAUAAACGAUGUAUCAAGAAUCGUCCGAGCUUCGUGGCAUCAAGCAAAUCCUGAUGUUUUUACAUCAGGUUUUGCUGGCCUUCAGUGCUGUGCAAUGGUUUUGGCUAAUGUCGUCAGAGCUAAAAUAUUGGCGCCAAACAGAUGGACGACCAACAUAUUAAACAGCAACAUGAUCGAGGGUGAUGCUAUGUAUGCUAUGAUACGGUCUCUAACCCACCCAAGCGCAGAACACCCAAUAGAUGAAAGUGGAUAUUUAGAGGUGUCAAAUUUCAUAGUAAUCAAGAACAAAUUUACUAUUUUUAAAAAAACAUUUUCCAUCACAUAUGAUGACAAUACACCAUUUUACGGAGUUCUGCGGGAUGAAGUAAAUCUAAAAAAUGGAGUAGGCAUGGCAUUGAGAACAGCUCUUAAUGAAAUGUUCCGUCAACAUCAAGCUGGCAUUCUAAUUGCUAACUCAAAAUCGCUUGGGGUUAUGCAAUAUGAAGGCAAAUAUUAUUUCACCGAUUCCCAUUCAUGUGGUCCAAAAGGCGCAAGCGCUGAUAACGGCAGAGCAUGCAUUAUUGAGUGCGAUUCAAUAGAGGAACUACAUCGGAUUUGUAAAAGAGCAACUGGGUCAAAAAAUAUGCAAUAUACAAUCAAUUUUAUUGAUGUGUAUUUAAUAAAUGACGCUAACAAAAAUGACACACAUCAACAGUUACAACCAGAAGUGGUUACAUCCCUCGAUCAUGUCAGUCACAUGUCAGCAGAAUCUUCAAUGGAUACUGAACAUGUACAUUCAAUACCCGUGGAGACAUCUGUCAUGGCACCAAUCAACUGUAACCAGCCAGACGUAGAUGAAGAAUUUGAAGUCUCAAAUAAUAUUAAUCAAAUAGUUCGCAAAACUAAUGAUAAUAUUGUUAAUCACACUCACGAAUUGAAAGCUGAGGAGCUUGCCUGGUUCUUUCUUUUUCCUUAUGGAAUUAAUGGAUUCAAACAAGAUAGGCAAGUUAGAAUAACACCUCUGGACUAUUACCAAUACAGAAUUAUGGGAAGUGACACAAGGUUUCAACGAAACGAUUAUCUUUUUUAUGCACUGUCUAUGUAUGAAUAUUAUAAGGUGAAGGCUUCCAUUUCUGCAUGUGGAAAACUGGUUCAAGGGCAAGAUGGUCAGGUCGAAGAUAUUCAUUUGUAUCUGAAAAAUGUUCGUGGAACCGCAGCCUAUUGGCAAACGGCACUUAAUGAACUGAUUGGACAAAUACGAUGUCUGGGCCCACCUACGUAUUUUGUAACGCUGAGCUGUAAUGAUUUACACUGGCUUGACAUGCGCAAAGCUUUGUUAGUGGCUGACGGAAGACCGGAUGAGAAUCCGAACAAUUUGACCACAUAUGAAACACAGCGAUUGAUUGAACAAUUUCCUGUUGUAGUUAGUCGGCAUUUUAUGAUACGACUCAACGCUCUAAUGAAAUUUGUAAAGAACAACCAAGAGGUGUUUGGAGGUCAUUUGAAGGAUUACUGGUGGCGAAUCGAGUUUCAAAACCGUGGUAGUCCCCACUUACAUAUGUUAGUGUGGAUUGAAAACCAUCCCUCUUUCGAUACGCCAGAGGGAAUCGCAAUUUUGGAUCAAAUAUGUAAGUGUGAGAUCCCAUUAGAAAGUUCUGAUUUGUAUGAACUUGUCAAAAAAUGUCAAAUUCACCGUCAUACAAGCACCUGCAAGAAAGGGGAUAAUCCUUCACUAGUGUGUCGGUUUCGUUUUCCAAGACCAGUUCAGGCUGCAACUGCUAUGAUUGCAGAAACAUCUGAUGAAUUCAUUCGAAAUGGCGGAAGAAUAUGCUUGUUAAAAAGAGGACAGGAUGAUAUAUGGGUAAACAGUUACAAUCCUACUCUUUUAAAGAUUUGGGGUGCAAAUAUGGAUAUUCAACCGUGUGGAUCUAAUGAGUCUAUUGCAUACUAUAUAGCGAAGUACAUAGCCAAAUCAGAGCCUACGGAGCUAGCCCUUGCCAUCAGACAAGCAAUUCAAGAAAUCCAGAGGGAAGAUUCAGAUGUGUCUCGAAAACUGUUCAAGAUUUGCAUGAGAAUAAUGAACGAACGGCAAGUUUCUGCCUGUGAAUGUGUGUACAGAUUAUGCCACCUCACUGUCAGAGACAGCUCACGCAAAUGUAUUUUCUUGAAUACUCGACAGCCACAACAAAGGUACAGAGUACUUAAAUUUCACGAGUCUGGCCAAUCAACUGGAUAUUGUGCCAAUAUUUUUGAUCGCUAUGAAAAAAGACCUCUGGAACACGCAGACUACAAUUUCAACCAAAUGUGCUUGAUUGAGUUCGCAAUGCUAUUUGAGCCCUACUAUGCAAAGCAACAAGAUGCUAUGACAUUAAAUAUUGACGAGGAUGCAUAUGAAACCGAACAGCGCACUAAAAGGAGGUUAAUUACUCUUAUAGACGGUAGCAAAAUGACCAUAAGAAAAUUGCCAGCUGUUGUAAGAGUACCUUACUUUGUAGCCUCGACAGAUGGUGAAAAUUACUUUUAUAGCCUUCUACUCCAGUACACUCCCUACCGCAGAGAAGAAGAGCUACUGAAUGAUUUCGCCACAGCGAGAGAAGCAUUUUUGGCUAACGAAGAAAAUCUAAAAGUAACAAAUGCACAUAUGGAGUUGUAUCGCGAACGUGACAAGCAAUUGGAGAAUGCUUUUAACCAAGUUCACGCGCUUCAAAUUCUUGAAGAAGCAACACCAGCUCAUCUGGAAGAUGACUGUGUAGAAGAGGCCCACGAUAUACCAGUUGAUGAGGAAAAGUUCAGCUCGGCACAAAAAGCAAUGAACGUAGACCAGCGACAUUUGUUUCGAAAGGUGACCGAAAGUGUCCUUAAACAACUAGAUGGAGGCAGUGAAAGGCUGAAACUCUUUAUUACUGGUGGAGCUGGUGUUGGCAAAACAUUUAUCCUGAGCCUGCUCAGAGUUCAGAUCAAUCGAUGCUUUGCGAAAAAUGCCGUCAUCGUCUCGGCUCUAACUGGGGUCGCAGCCCGAUUAAUUGGUGGCUCAACUCUCCAUAGCACACUGAAACUCCCGGUUCAAAGAGACGGUCGGAGUGCCAACAUGUGUCCUUUGACAGGAAAUUACCUCAGAGUAAUGCGUACACAAUGGAAAAAUGUCGAGUGUAUCAUAAUAGAUGAGAUAUCGAUGGUAUCCUAUCAGAUGCUUUGUAUGAUCGACAUGCGCAUCCGUCAGCUGAAGAAUAAUUACGAUGAGUUUUUCGGAGGCAUUAAUGUACUGCUGUUUGGUGACCUAAUGCAGCUGCCACCAAUCAGACAGGGUGUUAAUACACCUGUUUAUAAACAGCCCGACUAUCUUCAACCAUCCACCCAUUUAUGGCGACUAUUUUCCCUGUGUGAACUAUCGCAAAACACGAGGCAGCAAGGAGAUGAUACCUUUAGAAACUUGUUGAAUGCGUUGAGGGUUGGUGAGAUGAGCGCUGAACAUUUUGCUACCCUGACUGACAAGCUUAUAGAAAACAAACCAACAGGAGACUUCGGCAUUGAUAAAGCUUUGCGCAUAUACCCAACAAAUGAGCAAGUCAAUACGCACAAUGAAAUUGUGCUGCAGUAUUUUAGAUCUAUUAACACCGAUAUAAUUAGGAUAAAAGCCCAGGACCAGUUGAUUGAUGCCACAAGAAACACAGAUAAUGUUGACAUACAUACACUAUUUCCCACAGACAUCAAUAAAACGGGUGGCCUACCAAGAACAAUUGAGAUUUUUGUUGGAGCAAAGGUCAUGCUUCGAUCGAACAUUGACGUGUCGAAGGGAUUAGUAAAUGGCGCUAUUGGGUAUAUUACAGAUAUUAUAUGGCCACAUUUUCGCCGUGCCCAAAUUUAUGACACAGACAUACCUUCAGUAAGAAUUGAUUUCGGCAAAGAUGGUGUACAUGAAGUUAAGCCAAAAUCAGUGCAAUUUUCUGCCAAGUACAACUACGGAACUGCUGAGAGAAGAAUGUUACCCUUAAUACUGUCAUGGGCAUCAACUGUACACAAAAUGCAAGGAUGUACAGUAGAUCACGCUGUCGUGUAUUUGGGGCCGAAGCUGUUUGAAGCAGGGCAAGCUUAUGUGGCACUGAGUAGGGUUCGCUCAUUGGACGGCCUUCGUAUAGAAGAACUGGACUGCAGAAAACUGACAGGAAAGACACCCUGCAACAACGAAGCUUUAUCCGAGCUAAAUAGACUGAAGAACACUUUAAGUCAACUCAAACUUUAGCUAUAAA